Athene cunicularia (burrowing owl) is the source of this 2162-nucleotide messenger RNA. It is a transcript of the gene SIRT3, whose product is annotated as sirtuin 3. Gene Ontology annotation, molecular function: histone deacetylase activity, NAD-dependent; NAD+ binding. Bases 193 to 1122 code for a protein of 309 amino acids. The record is from RefSeq and is a predicted model, not a curated record. Lineage: Eukaryota; Metazoa; Chordata; Aves; Strigiformes; Strigidae. The transcript has 7 exons.
CCCGCUCUCUGCUUCCUCGCAGCAUGGAGGAGCCUGUGGGAGCGCGGCCCCAGGGACGGCGGCGGCCCGAGGGGCCCGGCCCGGCUCUCCCUUGGCCUCGUGGACGGCGAGGGGGCGGCGGGCACCGGAGCGCGGAGGAUCCAAGGGACCAGGCCCUUCUCCCUGUCUGCUGCUGCCGGCGCUGUGCUGGGAAUGGGCCGGUGGGGAGCUGGCGGCGGGGAGCAGCAGCUCACUCUGCAGGAUGUGGCACAGCUGCUGCGGAAGCAGGAAUGUCGCCGAGUGGUGGUGAUGGCCGGCGCUGGGAUCAGCACCCCCAGUGGCAUCCCAGAUUUCAGGUCCCCAGGGAGUGGCCUUUACAGCAACCUGGAGCAGUACGACAUUCCUUACCCAGAAGCCAUCUUUGAGCUGAUGUAUUUCUGCGUCAACCCGAAGCCGUUUUUCACUCUGGCCAAGGAGCUCUACCCUGGCAACUACAGGCCCAACUACGCGCACUAUUUCCUGAGACUCCUGCAUGACAAAGGGCUCCUCCUACGCCUCUACACCCAGAACAUCGAUGGGCUGGAGAGAGCUGCUGGGAUCCCGCCCGAUAAACUGGUGGAAGCCCAUGGCACCUUCGCCACCGCCACGUGCACGGUCUGUCGGAGGAAGUUCCCAGGAGAGGACUUGAGGGGGGACGUCAUGGCAGGGAGGGUCCCUUGCUGUCCUGUCUGCACUGGGGUCAUCAAACCCGACAUUGUGUUCUUCGGUGAGGAGCUCCCACAGCGCUUCUUCCUGCACGUGACGGACUUCCCCACGGCAGACCUACUUUUCGUCAUUGGAACAUCCCUGGAGGUUGAGCCCUUUGCCAGCCUGGCAGGAGCCGUCCGCAGCCCUGUGCCCCGAGUCCUGAUCAACCGAGACCUUGUUGGACCCUUCGCCUGGCGGCAGCGCCACAACGAUGUAGCUCAGCUGGGGGACGUGGUCCGUGGGGUCGAGAGGCUGGUGGAGCUCCUGGGCUGGACCGGGGAGAUGCGAGCGCUGAUCCAGAGGGAAGAGGCGAAGGUGGGAGCAGGGCUCCAAGCCCCCAUGCCUGGGCUCGCUGCAGGGAGCAGGGCUGUGCUGGCAGAACUGAACAAGCUUUAGCUCACCAAGCGUGCCCCAUAAUCACACCCUUGAGAACUGAGAAAGUACAGUCAUUCCUCUUCUCCUUCCACAGGAGGAGACAGACAUAGGAGUUAAAGAUACAGUCACAAGUAAAACCAAACCCUCUGACUGACUCAGGUUGCAGGGAUCUCAGAGCACAUGCCCAGGGCUAAACUUCCAGAAGAACUGAGCACCGGAAACCAGAUGGUGACACUCAAUCCAUAUUUCAUAAGAUACACCCCAAAAGUGGCAGACCCCAAGUUUGUGUCUGAAUUCAUGCCCCGUGUCCCAGCUCAAACACCAAGUCAGUGCAAGGUAGAGCUCAGAUCUUGGGAGAACCCAUCCUAUGUGUCAGGCUGGACCUGGCAAAACUUCACACUAACAUUAGCUGUGGCUCAGGCGAAGGAGGUCCCGUUCCCCACCCUGCUUGCCUGGUCCCCUCGUGCUGUGCCAACACAGGCAUUAGUGCAAUCAGCCAAUGAAUGGGACCACAAACCCGAUACAGCUGGAAAAUAACCCAGGAAAAAAAAAGUUAUUCUUUAGGUCAGUCGGCCCACCAACCAUAUGCAGCUGUGCAAAGGGCUGUCCUUGCUUGAAAGGACUGCAAGAGCAGAAAUAGAUAGGCAGGAGCAUCUCUUCCCAUGAAGCACCAUCUUACACCAGCUUAAAGCAUCUGCUAAUUCCCAGCCUGUGCUGAACCCCGCAGCUGGCUCACAGCAGAGCACUGACCCUCUGGAGCCCUGCGCACUGCCCUGACCCUUGCCUAGCAGACCAGGCCACAAACAUGAAGGAUCAUGCUUUUUGUACACCUGUGGCUGAGCCUGUAUCCAUCACGGAACCCAGAGGGCUUGCUAAUGCUGCAGGGAUGCUGACCUGUAUCAUAGAACACCAACUGCUGAUGGGAAAACUGGAGCCAGAUGCUCUGAGAACACCAUUCCCUAAUCAAGUUAAUGAAAACACACUCAUUUCUUUUCCCGUAGGAGCUGCCACCACCAAGCCCUGCUGGACACAAGUACAGAGCAGCAGCAGAUAAGAAAGCA